Necator americanus (New World hookworm) is the source of this 381-nucleotide messenger RNA. RefSeq lists its product as uncharacterized. The transcript has 3 exons. Lineage: Eukaryota; Metazoa; Nematoda; Chromadorea; Rhabditida; Ancylostomatidae. The record is from RefSeq and is a predicted model, not a curated record. The coding region runs from base 1 to 381 and encodes 126 amino acids.
AUGUGGACCUCUUCGAAACCACGAACGGGAAUCAGGGUGGACGGACAACCGAUAGAACUCGUCGAUGAGUUCUGUUACCUAAGCUGUACGCUGAAGAACAAUGGCAGCUACGAGAAAGAUACUCCCAUCACCAACGAAGUCACGCUGCGAGUCUACCUAUCCGCAAUUCGCCCCAUCAUGAUGUACGGAUCGGAGACUUGGGCAGCACCAUCAACGGUUAUGGAGAGGCUUGACUGCACGGAACGAAAGCUGCUUAGACGGCUACUUGGCUACUUUUGGCCUAGGGAGACCGGCAGAUCGCCUUGUUCAACGAGUUUUGAGGUGUUCGUCGGGUUCGAGCUGGAAGAAGCCACCUGGCCGAAAACGGAAGUUCUGGACUGA